Messenger RNA from Talaromyces stipitatus ATCC 10500, 1758 nucleotides. RefSeq names its product carboxy-cis,cis-muconate cyclase, putative. The transcript has 3 exons. Lineage: Eukaryota; Fungi; Ascomycota; Eurotiomycetes; Eurotiales; Trichocomaceae. The coding region runs from base 585 to 1700 and encodes 371 amino acids. The record is from RefSeq and is a predicted model, not a curated record. Gene Ontology annotation, molecular function: 6-phosphogluconolactonase activity; protein binding.
GCGAGGACAGUGUUUUGAGGUGUUGAUCGCUCAAGAUGGUUCGCACUUCGGGAUGCUACCGGCUAGAUUCGGUCCGUCUGUGCGGGGGCCAUACAGUACUGAGCAAAAAUAUAUAUAUAUUGUUGAUGUUGAUUGUUCUAUUAUCCCGGUCUCCUACCUCGAUAAUAAACCACGAUCUCUCAGGAUAUUAUUGAUCAAUUGAGUGUCGUUGACCCGGAACAUGUACCGAAGUCGGCACAGUGCUUUUCCGCCACCGCAGGAAUAGCCCUAACCCCGCAGUCUACAUCUAUGGACAAAUACCUUUACUUGCAAUUGUUCUUGAUCAGUGGGGUGACAGGUCUAAUAUCAGACAUGGCUCUACAGGAUGUCAAACACGUACAUUACAACUACUCCACGGUACAUAAUUAACAUCCUCCAUCAUAUAAAUCGCCAUAGAGUCAAAGUACCUGGGUGUAUCCUCAAUCGGCACUUUCUUUCCCCGCAGUGUGGGGCGAGCUGUUAUCGGCUCUUGUUUUCGGAUAAUAGCUUCAUACUCAAAAUUUGAAGAACUUCACUGUUCAUUGAGAUAUCUUCUUGUCCUUGUUAUGCGUCUCAGUGUUCCUAGAUAUCAUGCCAAAAUGUUGCACCAUCUUAUGAUUGGCACCUGGACGCCUCCAGGAAGAAUCUAUACCGUCGCAUUCGAUGACCAGGAAUUGACCUUGAAACUGGUCAAGAAGACCAUGAUUCCGGAAGAUGAGCCUAUAUCAUGGAUGACAUUUGAUCACACAAAAAAGAAUAUUUACGGUGCUGCCAUGAAGAAAUGGUCGAGUUUCUCCGUGCGCAGUCCGACUGAAAUCGUACACGAAGCAUCGCAUCCAAUGGGCGGAGAUCCAAUGGCCAACUCCGCCGAAACAAACACACGAGCGAUCUUUGUCCUUGCAGGCCACAAACCACCAUACAACGUCUACGGUAACCCGUUCUACAAACACGCCGGCUUCGGGAAUGUAUUUUCUGUCACCGAGUCAGGUAAAAUCGACAAGAACGUUCAGAACUUUGAAAUAGACCCUCACUCCGGUAUUCACGGCAUGGUCUUUGAUCCGACAGAGACGUAUUUGUAUUCGGCAGAUAUGGGCGCUAAUAAAAUCUGGACUCACAAAAAGGACCCGGAAACUGGUCUUUUGACCUUGGUCGAUAGCAUCGAUGCUCCCGCACCGGGUGAUCAUCCUCGAUGGGUUGCCAUUCACCCUAGCGGUCACUACUUGUACGCCUUGAUGGAAGCAGGUAAUAGAUUGGCGGUAUACGUGAUUGACGAAAGGCGUCAUGUCCCCGUCUUUACGCACAUGAUAUACCCCUUAAUCCCCCCUGGACUGCCACCACGCAACAAAUAUCGAGCAGACGUUGUCUUCCCCUCUCAUAGCGGAAAAUACCUUUUCGCUACUUCGAGAUCCAACCAUAACGAUGUCCAUGGCUAUAUCAGCGCUUUCCGACUCGGUUCUCAGGGGAACAUUGAGAAACAAUUGUUUAUUAACCCGACAUCAACCAGUGGAGGACACUCGAAUGCGGUGAGUCCAUGUGACUGGAGUGAUGAGUGGAUAGCUCUGUGUGAUGACCAGGACGGGUUUGUGGAGAUUUAUCGAUUCCAGGAUGAAUUAUUGGCCCGUGUUGCGAGGUGUGAUAUUCCGGAGAAGGGAUUCGGGAUGAAUGCUAUUUGGUAUGAUUAGUUGUAUAUUAGCAUGCGCAAAUCGAAAAACAUGGACAAAUAAAACGAAUUAUGUCGAG